AUGUCUGCCGACGAAACUCAUGUUACAACAACUGAACCAAAUGCUGUUGAAGAACCACUGGAUCUGGUUCGUUUAUCACUUGAUGAACGAAUAUAUGUAAAACUACGUGGAGAUCGAGAAUUACGGGGAAAGCUUCAUGCAUAUGAUGGUCACUUAAAUAUGAUAUUGGGGGACGUGGAAGAAACUAUAACAGUUGUAGAGAUUAAUGAAGAGACUUACGAAGAAGUUAUUCGUACAGUAAAAAGAACUUCGGAAAUGAUAUUUGUACGUGGCGAUGGG
Molecule: messenger RNA, 279 nt
Organism: Diversispora eburnea
Lineage: Eukaryota; Fungi; Glomeromycota; Glomeromycetes; Diversisporales; Diversisporaceae
Source: the annotation of a GenBank genome assembly